AUGGAUGGACUGAUGAGGACGGAGAGACAAAAGUUUUCCUUCUCCAUUGAAAGCAUUCUGAGCAAAUGUCCAAAUAGUUUAGGGGAGAAACUGGCAUGUGGAGCGAGGGUUCUUGGACUCAAAGAGAGGGCGGUGUGUUCGGAUGGAGGCCCGGCUGAGUCGGUGGGUCACGCUUGUCUUUGCUGCUGCUGCUACUGCACCCACUGUGCAGACAUCAUCCACGCCGAUUUCAUUCACGACGCCUGUCCGUACGGUUGGAGUCCAGCGGUGCUUUCAGAGCAGUGCAGGCUGGGGGAGGCUCAAAAGGAGGAGCAGCCGCCUGGUCAGGUGCAGAGGAGAACCAGACGUCACCGCACCAUUUUCACUGAGGAGCAACUGGACGCCCUGGAGGAGCUGUUUCUGCAGAACCAGUAUCCAGAUGUGAACACAAGGGAGAAGCUGGCACAGCGUACUCAUCUCAGAGAAGAGCGGGUGGAGGUUUUCUUUUGA
Messenger RNA from Oryzias latipes (Japanese medaka), 489 nucleotides. Lineage: Eukaryota; Metazoa; Chordata; Actinopteri; Beloniformes; Adrianichthyidae. The record is from RefSeq and is a predicted model, not a curated record.